This is a messenger RNA of Mesorhabditis belari, 1401 nucleotides long. Lineage: Eukaryota; Metazoa; Nematoda; Chromadorea; Rhabditida; Rhabditidae. The record is from the annotation of a GenBank genome assembly.
AUGGCCGAGUGGUCUAAGGCGUUGGACUUAAGUUCCAAUGGACGCGAGUCCGCGUGGAGCUCGGAACAAUCAUUUCUGCUCGGAACAAUCGUUUCUGCUCGGAACAAUCGUUUCUGCUCGGAACAAUCGUUUCUGCUCGGAACAAUCGUUUCUGCUCAGAACAAUCGUUUUGUUCUCGGAACAAUCGUUUCUGCUCGGAACAAUCGUUUCUGCUCAGAACAAUCGUUUCUGCUCGGAACAAUCGUUUCUGCUCGGAACAAUCGUUUCUGCUCGGAACAAUCGUUUCUGCUCGGAACAAUCGUUUUGUUCUCGGAACAAUCGUUUCUGCUCGGAACAAUCGUUUCUGCUCGGAACAAUCGUUUCUGCUCGGAACAAUCGUUUUGUUCUCGGAACAAUCGUUUCUGCUCGGAACAAUCGUUUCUGCUCAGAACAAUCGUUUCUGCUCCGAACAAUCGUUUCUGCUCAGAACAAUCGUUUCUGCUCGGAACAAUCGUUUUGUUCUCGGAACAAUCGUUUUGUUCUCGGAACAAUCGUUUUGUUCUCGGAACAAUCGUUUUGUUCUCGGAACAAUCGUUUUGUUCUCGGAACAAUCGUUUUGUUCUCGGAACAAUCGUUUUGUUCUCGGAACAAUCGUUACAGGAUCCAAUAGCUACAGGAUCCAGCUACAGGAUCCACAAGAUCAUCGAGUUGGAGGAGGAGUUGCGAGUGGUGGGCAACAACUUGAAAUCGUUGGAGAUGAACGAAGAAAGAGCUUUGGAGAAAGAGCAGAUCUUCCAAGAGAAUAUCGUCCAAAUCGAGGAGAAACUCAAGGAGUGGAGUUCAUUGGAGUUCAUUGGAGUACAUUGGAGUCCUUUGAAGCCCAGUGGAGUCCAGUGGAGUCCAGUGGAGUCCAGUGGAGUUCAUUGGAGUCCAGUGAAGCUCGCUCAGUACAGUGGCAUUGUACACAAGAUCGUCGAGCUGGAAGAGGAGUUGCGAGUGGUCGGAAACAAUCUGAAAUCCCUGGAAGUUUCCGAGGAGAAAGCCCUUCAACGAGAGGAUUCUUACGAGGAGCAAAUCCGUGCACUCAGCUCUCGUCUCAAGGAGAUGGCUCCUUCCAAGAAACAAUCGCCAGUGCAGACCACCAAGGCAACGGAAAAGAAGAAGGACGAGAACGCACCCGAGCGUGGCCGUUCUGCCUACUUGUUUUGGCUCGCGGAGAACCGUAGUCGCUUUGUUUUUAAACCUGGAAUGAGGGCCUAUGAUGUCACCAAGGCUGCGGGCGCUGAAUGGACGAACCUUAAGGACCGUUCAAAGUGGGAAAAGCAAGCCGCAGCUGACAAGGAGCGCUACACUAAGGAAAUGGAAGCUUACGAGGAGCGCUACACUAAGGAAAUGGAAGCUUACAAGGCCUCGUCAUCCCAA